AUCGAUAGCUCACGCACUUCAUGUAUCAUGUAUCAACCGCUGAGAAGUCAUGGAAAUCGAUAGCUCACGCACUUCAGCAGACUCUCUGCUGCAAUGUAGAGAUAAGAAUCAAUCUCGUGAGUGGUGACUUUUCACAAAACCGCUCCUUAGCAAAAAAACUGUCUUUUGGCCUGUUUGGUUGCUCGCGUAGGGAACACCACAGACCAGAAUUUUCCCAUGACUUGGGAAGCAACCGGUCAGACAUAUCCAAUUUUGCUUCAACGAAAGUCGGAGAAAAGUGCCCCUCUCGGCUUAUUUCUCAAACUUCACUUUCUUGUGAGCAACCAAAAGCAACCGUGAGAACCAUAAGAGACAAUGAUGGGAAUGCUUUGACCCUAGGCAAGAUCAAUAAUAAGGACUGGACAGGCUUGGACAUCCUUGCAUUAGAUCAGCAAGAGAAGGAUCAUCAUGGCUGUUUUCCAAGAAGUGUCAAGCAUCUAAAGAGAUCAUUCUCUUCAAAUGAUUCUCGGAUGAUACGUCGAUUGGGUCCACCGUCAAGAAAUUGGGCAUUGGCAAUCCCAUCAGACAAAUCAUCUGAAAAUCCAUUCUAUGCUAGUGAUCCUCGCAUCUCUUGCAGCCAGCAAAGUAAUUGCUACCCUGGGAAUAAAGACAUCAGUUCUAGAUCUUCGAAGUUUCACUGCUUGAGGACUGUAAUUUCGCCAUUUAGGAAGGCUUUAGGGCUGAAGCGUCAACCUGAAAAUGCUCAUCUUCAAUUGGUCAUGCCUUGCGCUCCUGCUCAGUAAUGAACUGGCUCGCUAUUAAAGAGAGGAGAGGCUUUUUUACCACAAAAUGUGAAAGGGGGUGCUGCUGUUUAUUGUAUGUUUUUCAUUGGUAUAUAAUUUACUUGGAUGGUGGAGUGUAGAGUAGCCUUAAAGGAAGUGGGAUCAAGUGAACUUUGUAUACGUGAUUGUAUCUUGGUUUUACUCCGAUUCAGGUCAUCUGGAAGGGAAAAUUGGCAUCAUCUAAUGUCUUUGCUAUGAAUUUUGCC
Messenger RNA from Cuscuta epithymum, 1027 nucleotides. The record is from the annotation of a GenBank genome assembly. NCBI's taxonomy places the organism in Eukaryota, Viridiplantae, Streptophyta, Magnoliopsida, Solanales, Convolvulaceae.